Danaus plexippus (monarch butterfly) is the source of this 2029-nucleotide messenger RNA. RefSeq names its product succinyl-CoA:3-ketoacid coenzyme A transferase 1, mitochondrial (gene SCOT). Gene Ontology annotation, biological process: ketone body catabolic process. Lineage: Eukaryota; Metazoa; Arthropoda; Insecta; Lepidoptera; Nymphalidae. The coding region runs from base 260 to 1813 and encodes 517 amino acids. The record is from RefSeq and is a predicted model, not a curated record. Gene Ontology annotation, cellular component: mitochondrion. Gene Ontology annotation, molecular function: succinyl-CoA:3-oxo-acid CoA-transferase activity. The transcript is spliced from 9 exons.
AUGUGAACUGUGCUUCAACUUUCCGUGUUAUAUUUAUAUAAACAUUUAAAAUUAUAAUCAGUGGUAUAACGUAUCAGUUUUAUCUUACUUUAUUCGAAUGGAAGGGUAAACCUACUAUUCUUAAUGAGAUAACGUAUUUGUUCUGUGUGAUAUUACGUAGAAGUUUAUAAGAGGCAAUUAAACAUUUUGGAUCCAUUUUUGCGAUAGUUGUUUAUAUUUAUUAUAUAUAAAAUUUUAUUCUAAAUACACAACUUUGAAUAUGGCUGUUACCGCUAACAAGUUUAUUAUUUUAAAAUCGUUUUCUAAAGUUAAAAUAUUUACCGCUGCUAAGAUAUUGUCAUGUGCGUCAUAUAGCACCUCAUCAGAAACUAAUAAAAUAUAUAGCAAUAUAAAUGAAGCUGUAAAAGAUAUAAAAGAUGGCUCCAAAAUCCUUGUAGGUGGUUUUGGUCUGUGUGGUAUUCCUGAAAAUCUAAUUAAAGCAGUCAACAAUAAAACAGUAUCUGGUCUUACUGUUGUCUCUAAUAAUGCAGGAGUUGAAGAUUUUGGUUUGGGUAUCUUACUGAAGAAGAAACAAGUGAAGAGGAUGAUUUCAUCCUAUGUUGGCGAAAAUGCUGAAUUUGAAAGGCAAUUCUUAAACGGAGAGUUGGAGGUAGAACUUACACCACAAGGAACAUUAGCAGAGAGAAUCAGGGCUGGCGGAGCUGGCAUUCCUGCAUUUUUUACACCCACUGGGUAUGGUACAUUAAUACAUGAAGGUGGUGCCCCUAUCAAGUAUACAGCUGAUGGAAAGAUAGACAUACCAAGUAAGCCACGACAUGUCCAACAAUUCAAUGGCAUUAACUACAUUAUGGAGGAAGCUAUAACUGGUGAUUUUGCACUCGUUAAAGCCUGGAAAGCCGAUAGACAUGGUAACUUGGUAUUCAGAAAAAGUGCACGUAACUUUAAUCCUGCUGUUUGUAAGGCUGCAAAGAUAACAAUUGCGGAAGUUGAAGAAAUCGUUGAUGAAAUUGAACCAGAUUUUGUGCAUGUACCGUCUAUUUAUGUGCACAGGAUUAUAGUUGGAGAAAAGUAUGAGAAACGCAUCGAAAGAAAAACUAUUAGUAAACCUAAAGAAGAUAAGCCUAAAAGGCCAGCGGAUCUGAUGAGGGAGAGAAUAAUUAAGAGGGCAGCUUUGGAAUUCAAGGACGGAAUGUUUGCUAACCUGGGAAUAGGUAUGCCAAUGCUGGCCAGCAACUAUAUCCCAAAGAAUGUUAAAGUUUUAUUACAAUCUGAGAAUGGGAUACUUGGCCUUGGUCCAUUCCCAACUGAAGAUGAAGUAGACCCUGAUUUAAUUAAUGCUGGCAAGGAAACUGUCACUGUUCUACCUGGCGCUUCAUACUUUUCAUCAGAUGAUAGUUUUGCUAUGAUCCGUGGUGGUCACAUAGAUCUCACAGUCCUGGGUGCUAUGCAGGUCUCGAGAUACGGCGACCUUGCUAAUUGGAUGAUACCUGGUAAAAUGGUGAAAGGUAUGGGAGGCGCAAUGGAUCUGGUAUCAGCGCCUCGCACCAAGGUUGUUGUGACAAUGGAACAUGCGGCCAAGAACGGCUCACACAAAAUAUUACCGGAAUGCACUUUACCACUCACCGGCAAGAACUGUGUGGAUAUGAUCAUUACUGAAAAGUGUGUCUUCGAUGUCGACAAGGAAAAAGGUUUGAUCUUGACGGAACUGGCUGACGGCGUCUCCAUAGAGGAUGUUAUCGUGAGCACGGGCUGUGAAUUCAAUGUAUCUGAUAAUAUCAAGAUAAUGGGUGACGUCACAAAAGUCACCGAAUAAUUUUUUUUAAACGGUUUUAUUUUUUUAUAAAUAAAUCUAACGUCUUCAUCCGUUAUCAUUUACUUAAAAUGUAUGAUUAUUGUGUUCAUGUUUUAUAUUUUAAAUUUGAUAUAUAAGUUUCAAAUGUAUGUAUUGUUGUUGAUUAAAUUUUUUUUAUAUAUACCAGAAUGAAAUAUUUUAAUAUAAGUGAUAUGUCAAUAAAUAUUUUAUAUCUUU